Aureobasidium uvarum is the source of this 1344-nucleotide messenger RNA. The record is from the annotation of a GenBank genome assembly. Lineage: Eukaryota; Fungi; Ascomycota; Dothideomycetes; Dothideales; Saccotheciaceae.
AUGCAUACCACCGAAAUACACGGCAUCAACACCAUCCUCGAUUUGUCUGAAAUCAUCCCUUCGUCAUCGCCACAAUAUAAAUCUGAAUCGCAAACAUGGCAAGCCCAUCGGGAUUUACAUCCUAAAAUCCUCGCUGCACCCAAAUGUCUGGGGAGACUUGCUGCACUUGUUGCUUUUCUCGCUACUACCGAUCUGGAUUGGGCCGUGAGAUGCCAGGGUAUCGGAGAUGCGAGCGCGGGAGAUGUGUUGGUGAGUUUGUCCGGUUUCAAAGAGUUUGUAUUCGAUGAGAGCAGUGAGAGUGUUAUCGUUGGAGCGGGAUGCAGUUGGGGUGAGGUGGAGGUGAAGCUGGAGGAAGAGGCGCCUGGGUAUCAAGGUACGAGUCUCCAUUGUUCCCUUCUACAAACUAUCAUGCUGAGAUGUGCUUCCAUCCANGCCUUAAGUGCACGUUGCAGUUUUGUUGGCGUAGGCGGUAUGGUUCUCCACGGCGGCCUGUCUUGGAUCUCGUCAACUUAUGGUCUCGCGUCCGACCCUCAAAACUUCCUCGACGCUCAAGUCGUCAAGCUAGACGGGACUGUUGUCUGGGCCUCUGAAGAGCCUGAUCUGCUUUUCGCUCUACGCGGUGGUGGUCAUGAAAUCGCCGUUGUCACUGCUUUCAAGUUGAAAGUGUAUAGAUACUCGCAGAAGAUCUAUAGCGGGAGUGUACAUUACCCUCGCUCCGCGUUGGGCGAGGUCGCAAAGGGAAUUGAGAGAUUUGCAAAGAGUAUGGAGCAGUGGCCUGGUGCGGCAAUGUAUUUGUACAACUUGGACUUGAUGGAAGGAUCAUUCAUCGGUGCGGCUGCCCAAUCUGGUAUAGCGAUCUGGCUAUUCGAUCCUGAAGGCGAAGAGCAUGGACGAAACAUUUUCGGCUGGGCUUUCGAGAUUGAGGGAGCUAUCGACAAGACCAAAGUCAUGAAUCUGCGACAGGUGAAUACCUACGGUGAAUCACUAAUCCUGCGUGCCUGGGAAUGGCUCGAAACCACAAUCGCUCUCGAUCCCUCCAAACUCCACGUCGGCACUUUUGUCCUCCUCGAGCUCUUCCAGAAACCCGUCUUCAGAUCUGCCGAUGAAAGUGAUCAGUGUGCUUGGCCACACACUACCAACCAGCAUCUAUUGCAACUGGGUGUGGGUAGAUGGGAUAAAGGCGAUUAUCCCACCCAGCUGGAUACGGAGGCUAUGGAUAUGCUCAAAAGUGCUGGAAACCGUGGAAUGAUCGGAGAGCGAUCNUUCGGUGACAACUAUGAGAAGCUUCAAGAGAUCAAGAAGAAGUAUGACCCAAGAGGUGUUUUGAUCAGGGAAAACGAAUGA